Molecule: messenger RNA, 2035 nt
Organism: Trifolium pratense (red clover)
Lineage: Eukaryota; Viridiplantae; Streptophyta; Magnoliopsida; Fabales; Fabaceae
Product: probable serine/threonine-protein kinase PBL23
Exons: 5
Coding region: 332-1633 (433 amino acids)
Biological process (GO): protein phosphorylation
Molecular function (GO): protein kinase activity; ATP binding
Source: RefSeq, a predicted model, not a curated record
GACUCACAUUGGUUAUUUAUGGUUUAGCAAAUUUGACAAAGUCUUCAUCUCCUUUUUCCAAACUCAAAGAUGCAUUUGAAGAAAAUCUAAGCAAAAUAAACCAUGUUGAUAUGAAAAGAUUCUUUGAAUCUUGAAUAUCAACUUGGUGUAUAUCAAAAACAUCCAAAACAUUUUAUUUUUUGGGGGGGUUUAUUGAAUUUGUACAAGGUUGUUCUAGCAUAUUGGAUUAUAGGGAAACAUUUGCAUGUUGUAGAGAGAUUAUGGAUUUGGCAAGGUUAAGUUUUUGUAAUUGUUUGAUUUGAUUAGAUCAAAUUUUGUUAUAAGGUGAAAAAUGAGUUGUUUUCAUUGUUGUGCACCUUCACAAGAAAGAAUCAACAAGAAGUCAUUGAAGAAAAGUAUUAAGGAAUACCAUAAUGCAAAAACAUUAACCUCAUUUGCCAAUAUAACUGAUAGUGGAAAGAGAAGGUUCAUAGCAGAAGAGAUAGCAAAGCUUGGAAAAGGAAAUCCUACCUCUAAGAUUUUUUCGUAUCGCGAACUAUGUGCUACAACUCAGAAUUUUCACUAUACCAAUAUGAUUGGAGAAGGAGGCUUCGGAAGGGUAUACAAAGGAACAAUUAAAAACACAGAUCAAGUUGUUGCUGUGAAGCAACUUGACAGAAAUGGAUUUCAAGGGAAUAGAGAAUUUCUUGUAGAGGUUUUGAUUUUGAGUCUUUUGCAUCAUCCUAACCUUGUCAAUUUAGUAGGGUAUUGUGCUGAAGGUGAUCAAAGGGUUUUGGUAUAUGAAUAUAUGCCAAAUGGUUCCUUAGAAGAUCACUUGCUUGAUUUAGCUCCUGGUAUAAAGCCUUUGGACUGGAAGACAAGAAUGAAAAUUGCAGCAGGAGCAGCAAAAGGGCUUGAAUAUUUACACGAACAAGCAAACCCUCCGGUGAUAUAUCGCGAUUUCAAAGCAUCAAAUAUACUAUUAGAUGAAAACUACAAUCCAAAGCUUUCUGACUUUGGACUUGCAAAGCUCGGUCCGACCGGUGAUAAAACACAUGUAUCGACAAGAGUGAUGGGAACUUAUGGCUAUUGUGCUCCAGAGUAUGCAUCAACAGGGCAAUUAACUACAAAAUCAGAUGUGUAUAGUUUCGGAGUCGUGUUUUUGGAGAUUAUCACAGGAAGAAGAGUCAUUGACAAUUCAAGACCAUCAGAAGAGCAAAAUUUAGUCAUUUGGGCACAACCUCUUCUAAAAGACAGAAAGAAAUUCACACAAAUGGCAGAUCCAUUGCUAGAAAAUAAAUACCCUAUAAAGAGUCUAUACCAAGCUCUAGCUGUUGCAGCAAUGUGUCUCCAAGAAGAAGCCGAUACUCGGCCUUUAAUCAGUGAUGUAGUUACAGCUCUUGAAUUUUUAGCAAAGAAGAAAGAUGAUGAUGGAGAAAAGGUUUCAAAAGAUCAGUCUUUUUCUUCCCAAAGUGAAAGUGAUAAUGGAAACAAUGAAUCUAAUGAAGUAAAGAAUGAUGAUGACAACGACGAUGACGAAGAAGAAGAGGAUGAGGAUGGUGAUGACGACGACGAUGAUGACGAUGAUGAUGAAGACGAUGAUGGCGAUAGUCAUAAUAAUAAAGUUAAAAUUACAAGAAGACACAGUCAAUGACAUUUGUUCUGGACCGGACUCAAUACAAACCGAAAGGUGUAGCGAAAUAAUUUGCAAACUCAUAGUUUGAGCACCUAAAUGGUUCACAAGGAAAAUGAAACUAUACUUCAUGCAUUCAUAGCUAAUUCAAGUUUGAAUACUUGUCAAUCCUAAUAUUAUGUCAUUCAAUUUUAUAAGUUAGUUUAUGCAUGGCUUGUAUUAGGAUAUCAAGCAUGGCAACAAUUAGCUUAUAUCUUAAUCCUUGUAUUAAUUCAUUAUUUCUUGCAUCAUGUUUCUGCAAGUCAAAAGAUCAUACCUGAAUUCAAUACAUUUUUCAAUAUGGUAAUAGAGUCUUCAUUAUUAUGACACUGAUAACCUAUUUACAUGUACUUUAAGAAAAUAGUGUUGUCUUACAUACACAAA